AUGGAUCAAAGAAUGGAAAGAUUAGAAAAAAUGCAAAGAGAUAUGCAAGAUCAAUUACAAGGGCAGAUGCAAAAGCAAUUAGCCAAUAUACAACAAGACAUGAGGGAACAAAUGCAAGAAACCCAGAACAAUAUGAUAAGCCAAUUAGCGCAGUUGCUGGCUAGGGAACGCAAGAAAGGGAAGAGCAUUGCGGUUAACUCGGGGAAUUGUAAUGAAGACCUUGUCUAUCCUCCAGGCUUUGCCCUGAAAAACACUCGAGCACAACCAGAUAUGUACCCACAGAGGGUGUCGGUCACCAUCAGACCCCAAUAUCAGGCUGGUGCCUCAGCACCGAUGAACUUUCCAACAGGCUUGGGCUCCAAUCCAGGGGAUAAUCCAACUAAUCCCGUUGUUCCGGACCUCGAUGAUGUGACAGAAAUAAAAAAGACAAGAGUAGAUCUGCCAAAAAAACUUGAGGACAGGUGUAGAUGGCUCGAAGAGAAAUUCAAAGUAAUAGAGACCGCUGACUACCAUUACGGGGUUGACGCUAAGGAUUUGAGUAUGGUCCCAAAUCUGGUGCUCCCACCAAAAUUUAAAACUCCGGAGUUUGAAAAGUACAACGAGACUAGCUGCCCCAACACUCACAUCACAAUGUUUUGUCGAAGGAUGACAGGAUACGUUAAUAAUAAUCAGUUAUUAAUCCACUGCUUCCAAGGCAGUCUAAUAGGGUCUGCAGCCAAAUGGUACAACUAG
Molecule: messenger RNA, 732 nt
Organism: Gossypium arboreum
Lineage: Eukaryota; Viridiplantae; Streptophyta; Magnoliopsida; Malvales; Malvaceae
Exons: 1
Coding region: 1-732 (243 amino acids)
Source: RefSeq, a predicted model, not a curated record